AUGGCCUACCCUGCGCUCGCUACCGGUACCGGUCGGAACAUCGACAUGGCGAAGACCGAGUCUGAUCUGGCCAUCAACAUCCGCAAAGCUACCAGUAUCGAGGAGACGGCGCCCAAGAGGAAACAUGUCAGAUCAUGCAUCGUCUACACCUGGGACCAUCGCUCGUCUCUGUCCUUUUGGGCUGGCAUGAAGGUGCAGCCCGUCAUGGCCGACGAGGUGCAGACAUUCAAGGCUCUCAUCACCAUCCACAAGGUGUUGCAGGAAGGUCAUCCCGUCACGGUCAAAGAGGCGCAGCAGAAUGUCAACUGGAUUGAGAGCCUGGCACGCGGCGCCAUGGGCGAAGGGCUGCGAGGGUACGGCCCGCUCAUUCGAGAAUACGUCUUCUUCCUGCUGGCCAAGCUGGGCUUCCACCGCAACCACCCGGAGUUCAACGGCCUGUUCGAAUACGAAGAGUACAUCAGCCUGAAGUCCAUCAAUGACCCUAACGAGGGCUACGAGACCAUUUCCGACCUGAUGACUCUGCAGGACCAGAUCGACACCUUCCAGAAACUCAUCUUCUCCCACUUCCGUGGCGGCGCAAACAACGAAUGCAGGAUUGCGGCAUUAGUGCCGUUAGUCCAGGAAAGCUACGGCAUCUACAAGUUCAUCACGAGCAUGCUGCGCGCCAUGCAUACCACCACCGGCGACGACGAAGCCCUAGAACCGCUGCGCACUAGGUAUGAUGGCCAGCACUAUCGUCUCGUCAAGUUCUACUACGAGUGUUCCAACCUCCGCUAUCUCACCUCGCUCAUCACUGUGCCGAAACUGCCUCAAGACCCUCCCAACCUACUCUCCGAAGACGACGAGAAGCCUGCCUUGCCGAGACGACCAGCGAAAGAAAUCGAAAAGCCUCCUUCGCCCGUUGCGAAGAACGGCACCCCAGACAACCAGAAGGAUAUUGAAGACUUCUGGACAAAAGAAGCGCAAAGACAACAACAGGAGUACGAAGCAGAACAGCGGAGGUUGGCACAACAGUGGGAAGACCAGCAGAGGCAACAGAUGGCAGCACAACAAGAGGCGCAGCGUCAGUUUGAAGAGCAGCAGAGGUUGCAGGCGGAGCAGCAGCGUCUGGCCCAAGAACAGCUUCUCCGAGACCAAUAUGCAGCUCAGACACAAGGCCGCAUGGCAGAGCUUGAGCGUGAGAACCUCAAUGCACGGGCACAAUACGAAAGGGAUCAAUUGAUGCUGCAACAAUACGACCAGAGAAUGAAGGCACUCGAGGAACAGCUCCAACAGCUCAACAACAACUACCAGCUACAGUCACAGUCUAAAGAUGAUCAAAUCACGUCUUUGCAAGAACAAGUCAACACGUGGCGAUCCAAGUAUGAGGCAUUGGCCAAACUGUAUUCUCAGCUGAGACAGGAACAUCUGGACCUGCUGCAAACCACCAAAUCCCUGAAGUUGAAGGCAGCGUCGGCCCAAGAGGCCAUCGAACGCCGAGAACGGCUGGAACGGGAAAUGAAGACCAAGAACCUCGAGUUGGCCGACAUGAUCAGAGAACGCGAUCGGGCUCUGCAUGAGCGAGACCGCGCCCAGGGUUCGAACCGUGAAGAAGUGGAGAAACUGAAGCGCGAGCUGAGACUCGCUGUCGAUCGAGCAGACGAUGCCGAGAGAGCAAAGGGAUCCGAAAUCUCUUCCCUGUUAGCCAAGUACAACCGGGAGAUGGCUGAUCUGGAGGAAGCGGUGCGUUCCAAGACCAGACAGCUGGAGGACUUGCGCGCCAAACAGGGCGAGCGCAGUUACGACCACGAAGCCGCGCUCAAGGAGAAGGACGACGAAAUCGAAAUCUACAAGUCGGGCAUGGAACAAGCACUGGAAGAACUGGAAGAGCUCAAGCUGGGCCACGGCGAGAGCGACGGUGCCCUUGACACUGCCAUCGACGAGGUGAUCAAGACGAACGUUAACAAGAUCAACGAUAUCAUCGAUUCAGUACUUCAAAGUGGUGUGCAGAGAGUGGACGACGCCAUUUACGAAUUGGACUCUCCCAUGCAGGCUGGCAACCAGAACGCCACAGCCCCCUACGUCCUGUCCCAAGUCGAGAAGGCAUCAGCCAGUGCGACCGAGUUUUCGACGGCAUUCAAUAACUUUGUCGCGGAUGGGCCUGGCAGUGAUCACGCCGAUAUCAUCAAGACGGUUUCGGUCUUUGCUGCUUCCAUAGCAGAUGUGCUGUCGAACACCAAGGGCUUGACACGCUUUGCGACCGAAGAGAAGAAAGGUGAUGAAUUGACCAACGCCGCACGCCAAUCUGCGCUAUCCACGAUUCAAUUCUUCCGCAACCUGCAAUCAUUCCGCCUGGAAGGGCUCGAGCCGAUGCAGAAAUCCGACGUGGUCAUCAACAGCAAUCACGACGUGCUCAUGAAGCUCCAAAGACUGUCCAAACUCGCCGACGCGUUUGCACCCAAGGGAAGCAAGAUCAGCACGACGGGUGAUAUCGGAGACCUCGUCGACAAUGAGUUGACCAAAGCAGCCAACGCCAUCGAAGCCGCCGCCCAACGUCUCGCCAAGAUGAAGAACAAGCCUCGUGAUGGCUACUCGACGUAUGAGCUCAAGGUCAACGAUACCAUCUUGGAGGCGGCGAUCGCCAUCACCAAUGCCAUUGCCCAACUGAUCAAAGCAGCAACCGAGUCACAAAAUGAAAUUGUGCGUGAAGGACGAGGAUCGUCCAGCAGGACAGCAUUCUACAAGAAGAACAACCGCUGGACCGAAGGUCUGAUCUCGGCGGCCAAAGCAGUGGCUACUUCGACGAAUACGCUGAUUGAAACGGCCGACGGUGUCAUCUCAGGGAGGAACAGUCCCGAACAGCUCAUUGUGGCUUCAAACGAUGUGGCUGCUUCCACGGCACAACUUGUGGCAGCGUCGCGCGUCAAGGCGAGCUUCAUGUCGCAGACCCAGGAUCGCCUGGAACAGGCCAGUCGCGCUGUCGGAGCGGCGUGUCGGAGCUUGGUGCGGCAAGUGCAGGAUAUCAUCCGACAGAAGGCACGCGAUGAUGGUGAUCGGGAGGACUAUUCCACCUUGAGCGGACACGAGUUCAAGGUUCGGGAGAUGGAGCAGCAGGUCGAGAUUCUGCAGUUGAGGAACGCUCUCGAGGCGGCGCAGGCGAGACUGACCGAGAUGCGCAAGUUGAGUUAUCGUGAGGAUUAG
This is a messenger RNA of Cladophialophora yegresii CBS 114405, 3180 nucleotides long. RefSeq lists its product as uncharacterized. Bases 1 to 3180 code for a protein of 1059 amino acids. Gene Ontology annotation, biological process: actin filament organization; clathrin coat assembly; endocytosis. Gene Ontology annotation, cellular component: clathrin-coated vesicle; actin cortical patch. The record is from RefSeq and is a predicted model, not a curated record. NCBI's taxonomy places the organism in Eukaryota, Fungi, Ascomycota, Eurotiomycetes, Chaetothyriales, Herpotrichiellaceae. Gene Ontology annotation, molecular function: clathrin light chain binding; phosphatidylinositol-3,5-bisphosphate binding; clathrin-cargo adaptor activity. The transcript has 3 exons.